Messenger RNA from Arxiozyma heterogenica, 699 nucleotides. It is a transcript of the gene CIN4, whose product is annotated as Arf family GTPase CIN4. Gene Ontology annotation, cellular component: cytoplasm; microtubule cytoskeleton. The transcript has a single exon. Gene Ontology annotation, molecular function: GTP binding; GTPase activity. The record is from RefSeq and is a predicted model, not a curated record. The coding region runs from base 1 to 699 and encodes 232 amino acids. Gene Ontology annotation, biological process: protein folding. NCBI's taxonomy places the organism in Eukaryota, Fungi, Ascomycota, Saccharomycetes, Saccharomycetales, Saccharomycetaceae.
AUGAGUUAUACACACACACACAUAUAUAUAUAUAUAUAUGGAAAAGUUAAUUACUUAUCAUCUUCUAUAGUUGAAAAAAUAAUGGGUCUUUUAACUAUUAUUAAGAAACAAAAAUUAAAAGACCAAGAAAUCAGAUGUCUUAUCCUAGGUUUAGACAACUCAGGUAAAUCUACCAUAGUUAAUCAACUAUUACCGUUACAUGAAAGAAAGAAUAAUAUUACGCCCACUAUUGGAUUUCAGAUUCAAACCAUUACUUUGGAUGAUUCAGGUAAACAAGUGUCGUUAUGGGAUAUAGGUGGACAAAAGACACUAAGACCGUUUUGGGAUAACUACUUCGAUAAGACAGAUAUUUUGAUCUGGUGUAUUGAUAUCAGUUUACCUUUAAGGUUUGAUGAAUCUUUUAACGAGUUGAAAGAAUUGAUUCUGAGAGAUGAGGGAAGGAUUGGGUAUGAGUGUAAAGUUAUUGUUCUUUGUAAUAAAGUGGAUUUAUUAUUACCAGAUGACAUUGAUGUUUCUUUUCAGCAGAUCAAAAAGAAAAUAUUAGCACAACUAAAUAUAGAUAUUGAGGAUGUAGAUUCGAAUAUUAAAAGUCAGAAAAUGAGAUCAGAAUCCAUCUUAUUUUUGAAAUGUAGUGGUAUCACGGGUGAAGGUGUGGGCAAUUUGAAAAAAGAGCUGUUAAUAGAUACAUCUAAUAGAUAG